GCAAUCUGCAGCUAACUUCAACAGAGACAGCCCAAUUCAUGUCCAUCGAGUGGUCACGAUGAGACCUAAUCUAAAAAGUAUCUUAUCCAAGUUGGAUAGACCCAAUCUUACCCACUGCCAGCCCUAAUUUUCACCACUUGUUUUUUUUGGUAAGUUUUUACUUUAUCCAAAUAUCUAAAUUUACUUUUAUUAGACCAAAGUCGGUGGAGAGGGAAUUCUCAGAGCAGGAGACUUCUAGGUUACUCAUCUUUUCCAGAAUUUGUUUGUACUUUAUCACGUUGAAAGCAUUAUCUGGGGUAUGAAAACCAGCGGCAGUUGCAAAAGAAAAGCGCUUCUCUCUUCUCAGCACCUGUGGUGAGAGCCAGCCACCUAAGAUUGCGAGUAUGAGUGGGUAUACCGUGGAAGUUACUAAUCUGUCCCCUGUUGCAACUGAAAGAGACCUUUAUGAAUUCUUUUCCUUUUCUGGGGCAAUUGAACACAUUGAAAUCGUCAGGUCUGGAGAUUAUGCUUCCACAGCUUACGUAAUAUUUAAAGAACCUUAUUCCUUGGAAACUGCUGUAUUGCUUAGUGGAGCUACUAUUGUAGAUCAACCUGUUUGCAUAGCACGCUGGGGAUACCAUGAUGAAGCUAGUGAUUUCUGGGACAGGCCUUACUGGAAGCUUGAAGACGAUAAUGUGUCUACGACUACAAACGCAAGCCAUUUCAACACAACUCCAAGGGAAGCCGUGACAGUGGCGCAAGAUGUGGUCAAAACCAUGCUGGCUAAGGGAUAUACACUAAGCAAGGAUGCCUUAAUCAAAGCCAAAGCUUUGGAUGAAUCAUAUCAAGUCUCAGCCACUGCUGCAGCCAAGGUUGCUGAACUGAGCAAGAGAAUUGGACUGACGGAUAGGAUUAAUGCUGGUGUUGAUUGUGUUAGAUCAGUGGAUGAGACGUAUCAUGUAUCAGAGACCACCAAAACAGUUGUGUCUGUGACCGGGAGAACAGCUGCGAGUGUUGCAAAUGCUAUUGUCAGCAGUAGCUACUUCUCUGCUGGAGCUCUAUUGGUUUCUGAUGCUCUCACAAAAGCUGCAAAAGCUGUAGCAGAUUUGGCCACCUACGGCAACAAAAAGUGAAACAAAGAAUUCUCGGAAUGUGAAAUCCAUGUGAGGAUUCAUCUACUACGGCAUUGCACUCUUAUUGUAUUGUAGCUGCAGUUCUAUCCUUUUAUUAUCAUUUUGGGUUACUUUCUUCUUUCUCCCUGUUAUGAAGCUGGUGUUUGUAUCUAUAUGGAUUUGUCCUACUGAUGUUAGUUACUUGUAUCAGUUGUAUCUUGUAAACGGUUGUUUAUCUAUGCUCUAAUAAAGUUGUGGCUUCCUCUGCUUUACCAAAAAA
Messenger RNA from Elaeis guineensis (African oil palm), 1371 nucleotides. RefSeq names its product binding partner of ACD11 1. The record is from RefSeq and is a predicted model, not a curated record. NCBI's taxonomy places the organism in Eukaryota, Viridiplantae, Streptophyta, Magnoliopsida, Arecales, Arecaceae. Gene Ontology annotation, molecular function: RNA binding.